Messenger RNA from Guillardia theta CCMP2712, 741 nucleotides. RefSeq lists its product as hypothetical. NCBI's taxonomy places the organism in Eukaryota, Cryptophyceae, Pyrenomonadales, Geminigeraceae. The transcript has 10 exons. The record is from RefSeq and is a predicted model, not a curated record. The coding region runs from base 82 to 741 and encodes 219 amino acids.
GCAAAAGGCGCGAAGCCUAUGCAAGGCUGCUUGAUAGCAUAAUUUGAAGAAAAGAAGUAAGCCUCUUGUCAUCUUUCUAAGAUGUCGGCCAAUCCAAUGAUUUCGGAUUACUCACACGCAUUGGAAAUGAAUGUUGAUAAUAGUUGGGCAGGGGACGUUUCUUCCAAAGCGAGAACGCAAGUUAUGAACGCUGAGUCGCUUGGAACGUAUCAAAGACCCUUGCAGGUUUUCAAGUACAUGCAUAUCCACGAGUACAUGAAGGGGAGAUCGCAAUAUACUCCGACGGGGCUUCUGGGAAGCGGCGCACAAGUUCGUGAUGGAAAGAGGGCAUUAUACAUAGGAACGAGGCAAGAGGAUGCAGAGGAGGCUACAAGACGUAACAGGAGUAGGGAUUCUGAUAAGCAAUCACGUCGGCAGAAAGGCUCAAGUGUCGCUAAAGGAGCCAGAUCGUCCGAUGCUGAGGAUGAAUCAACUCCGUUCCUUGGACCGUUCUAUGAAGAAGACUUUCUGAACAAAGGUUACAUCGUCUGGGAAGCUGUCAGAAGGGAGUGGCGUGGAACGAGAGAAGAAAGGGAAUUGGCGCACAGCAAGCGCAAGUCUGAGCGGAACUCCAAAGGAAGCAUGGGAUACGCGGACAUAGCAGAUGAGAUGGAAGAUCCUGAAUUGAGUGAAUUUUCCCAGUCCAUCCCUCUCCACGACUUGAUUCCGGUCCUAGAUGAAAUCUGGCAGGAAGAAAUGUGA